GGUAGAUCCCAGAUAUUUGUUCUUUAUUCAUAUUUCUAGACCAUCAACCAAAGGGCUAGGAUCUUCCAAUCCCGAAAAAUUUUCGGGGGAGUCCCAUCCAUAGAAAAUAUCGUAAAAUCAACGGCUCGGAUCAGGACACUUGUAGCGUCCAGAUGCAUCAUCCUGAUCCUAUUAUCCCCUGUUUCAGUUAUCCUCGUCCCAUCCAAAACCGAACCAAAAUGAGACCGUACUAUUCCAGCUUCCAUCUCUCCAACAUCAUCCCACUCACUAACCUUAGAAAACCGCUCUUCUCUCUCCCCAACGACCUUCAGAACGUAACACCCGAUCCUAAUCCCGAGCCUUCGCAGGCUCGGAAGCCGAAAGGUAGCGCGCAGCUGAACCGAUGGUCGAGGGCUCGGGCGAUACGUUCGGGGAGGAGAUUGGAUCGGCCGAUAAAUCGGAAGGAGAAUUCCGCUACGAAGGCUCCUCCGUCUAGUUCUUCGUCCUCAACCGAGUUAUGGCCAGUUCUUUCGGGGGAGAGGACCGACGACGAAGAGGAUGACGGCGAGUUAACGGCGGGGAAGGCUAUCUACAUGGUUUCUGACGGAACGGGAUGGACGGCCGAGCAUUCCGUUAACGCGGCGUUAGGGCAGUUCGAGUUCUGCUUGGCGGAUAGGGGCUGCGCCGUAAAUACCCACCUCUUUUCGGGGGUUGAUGAUGUAGAUAGUCUGAUGGAUAUCGUAAAGCAAGCAGCCAAGGAAGGUGCAUUGCUCCUCUACACCCUAGCAGACCCCUCCAUGGCCGAGUCUGCAAAGCAAGCAUGCCAGCUUUGGGGGGUCCCAUCCUCUGAUAUCCUGGGCCCCACCACCGAGGCUAUCGCAGCGCAUCUUGGUGUCUCUCCAUCAGGCCUCCCCCGUGGCGCACAAGGCAGAAGAAUCCCACUCAGCAAAGAAUACUUCAAAAGGAUCGAAGCCAUCGAAUUCACUAUAAAGCAAGAUGAUGGGGCUCUGCCCCAAAACCUUUACAAGGCUGACAUUGUCCUUGUUGGAGUCUCCCGCACUGGAAAGACGCCAUUGUCAAUAUAUCUGGCACAAAAGGGAUAUAAGGUGGCAAAUGUUCCGAUUGUAAUGGGCGUUGAAUUGCCGAAGACACUUUUCGAGAUAGAACAGGAGAAGAUUUUCGGGUUGACUAUAAAUCCGGUGAUCUUGCAGACAAUUAGAAAGGCGAGAGCAAAGGGUCUAGGACUCGGCACGGUGAAAUGGAGUUUUUACACCGAGAAAGGGAGUAAUUACUCUGAGAUGGAUCAUGUGAGAGAGGAGCUGGAAUUUGCUAAUGGAAUUUACGCGCAAAAUCCUGUAUGGCCGGUAAUUGAGGUAACAGGAAAAGCUAUCGAAGAAACGGCAGCUGUCGUUGUGAGGAUUUACCAUGACCGGAAACAGAAGUGCUCUAUGCCGCGGAUCUCAAAACUCUAUUAGAGACUCUAUGAAUUGCUAGUAGUAAACUCCCAAAUUGCAACUGAGAGAACGAAAGCUGAUAAGGUUGAGCCCAUCUAAAGUUGAGAUUGAGCUUUGCUCCAAUGUGAUACUAGAUGAAUCUUAAGAGCUUACGGAAGAAAUGGGUCAAAUAGAGGCGUCCAAUGCAAUGGUGAAAACCUAACCUUCUUCCGUUUCUUCCAUGUAUAGAAUUUGUGUAUAAAAUGCAAUGUCUCUAUUUCUUAUUUAAUGGUGAAGAACUGCUCGCCCAUUUAGGGAGCAUUUGGUUGUACCUCAAGAUCAUGUUUGGCAGGGCUCACCAGGCUUGCAUGUGAUGCACUUGGUGUUUGGGGCGGCCCUGGAAAAGAACCUGCAUCAAUUGGGCUAGUGCUUUCCCUCAUUUUCCUCCCCAAAUCAUGGUUGAGAAAAGAACUGGAUCCCAAAUUGAGAUUUAGAUAAUGACAAAUGGCACACUCUUUAUCUCAACCUCAAGUUGGUGGUAUAGUGUCAUGUCGGCCUGGGAACCGUGGAAACCGAAAUGUACUCCUUUAGAUGUUAUCUCCUAGUCAUGUUAUUGUUUGGACGCUCUCAAAUUCUCAUCUCCCCGUUGCCCAUUGCUGUUGUAGGGCAGACUUCAAUCCAUUUCCUUGCAUAAUUUUGUUGUUGUAUAUUUGGAGACAACAGAUAUGAAAUAUAUAUUGCCAAUAUGUGAUAAGUGGCUUGUAUAA
Molecule: messenger RNA, 2179 nt
Organism: Magnolia sinica
Lineage: Eukaryota; Viridiplantae; Streptophyta; Magnoliopsida; Magnoliales; Magnoliaceae
Product: pyruvate, phosphate dikinase regulatory protein 1, chloroplastic-like
Exons: 3
Coding region: 153-1454 (433 amino acids)
Molecular function (GO): transferase activity, transferring phosphorus-containing groups; ATP binding
Source: RefSeq, a predicted model, not a curated record